This is a messenger RNA of Equus quagga, 1025 nucleotides long. Its product is annotated as lipase member K-like. Gene Ontology annotation, cellular component: intracellular membrane-bounded organelle. The transcript is spliced from 9 exons. Gene Ontology annotation, biological process: lipid metabolic process. The coding region runs from base 205 to 933 and encodes 242 amino acids. Lineage: Eukaryota; Metazoa; Chordata; Mammalia; Perissodactyla; Equidae. The record is from RefSeq and is a predicted model, not a curated record.
AGCUGCCUCUGGAAGGAGCUGGAAUCAAUCUGAAGCUCCCAGGACUGAAAGACAGACCCCUAGAGACUACAGAGAUUGGAGGGAAGGCAGGAGGAAGAGAGAAAGAGCAAGAAGGAAAAAGAAGAACGAGGGAGGAGUGAAGAAGAGAGAGAAGGAGGAAGGGACUGAGAGAGAGAGAGAAAAUCCUUGAGGUGGUACACUACAAUGAACCAGAUUAUUUCCUACUGGGGUUGUCCUUAUGAAGAGUAUGAUGUUGUGACAAAAGAUGAUUAUGUCCUCAUAAUUUACAGGAUUCCUCAUGGAAGAGGAUGGCCAAGGAGAACAGCUCUGAAGUCUGUUGUGUAUUUGCAGCAUGUCUUAAUUGCAUCUGCCGGUAACUGGAUUUGCAACCUGCCCAAGACAAGCUUGGCUUUCCUUCUGGCAGAUAAUGGUUAUGAUGUGUGGAUGAGGAACACUCAAAGAAAUACCUGGUCCAGAAAACACUUCAAAUUUUCAGCCAAGUCACCAGAAUUCUGGGAUUUCAGUUUAGAUGAGAUGGAUAAAUAUGAUCUUCCAGCCAUAAUCAAUUUUUUUGUAGAGAAAACCAGACAGGAGCGACUCUACUGUGUGGGCCACUCCCAGGGCUCCAGCAUUGCUUACGUAGCAUUCUCUACAAAUCCAGAGGUGGCUAAAAGGAUCAUGAUACUUUUUGCAUUGGCUCCAGUCAUCACAGUGAAAUAUACUCAAAGUCCUAUGAAAAAAUUAACUCUUUCCAGAAAAGUAGUCAAGAGUCACUUGGAUGUGUAUUUGGCACAGAGCCCUACAGGAGCGUCUGUUCAGCACAUGCAGCCCUGGGCCCAGGCUGUUAAUUCUGGUCUGUUCCAAGCUUUUGAUUGGGGGAAACCCGAUCGGAACUUGAUGCAUUUCUGCUGGGGACCUGAGACAUGCUUCUAGCCAAAAGAAUUGGCAAAGGUGAUGGGAUAUCACACCCUUGGUUAGAUUAUGUUUAUGGCAAAUGUGAUGGGAUGUCACUUCCAGAUUACAUU